This is a messenger RNA of Oncorhynchus nerka (sockeye salmon), 2215 nucleotides long. Its product is annotated as probable global transcription activator SNF2L2. NCBI's taxonomy places the organism in Eukaryota, Metazoa, Chordata, Actinopteri, Salmoniformes, Salmonidae. Gene Ontology annotation, molecular function: protein binding; chromatin binding. Gene Ontology annotation, biological process: chromatin remodeling; transcription elongation by RNA polymerase II. The coding region runs from base 22 to 714 and encodes 230 amino acids. The record is from RefSeq and is a predicted model, not a curated record. The transcript is spliced from 5 exons. Gene Ontology annotation, cellular component: RSC-type complex.
GAGAACGGGGUCUUGGAGGACAUGGAAGAGGACAUCAGCCUGAAGAAACGGAAAGGUGAUCACCACGGCAACAAAGACUUAGAGUCACGAGACUCCGGCCAGGAGGCUGAAGGAGAAAAGGUCAAGAAGCGCCGGGGACGACCUCCGGCAGAGAAGCUGCUCCCCAACCCCCCCGAGCUCACCAAGCAGCUGAGCACACUGGUGGAUAUGGUCAUCAACUACAAAGAUGGGUUGGGCCGUCAGAUCAGCAAAGGCUUCAUCCAACUGCCUUCAAGGAAGGAGGUGUCAGAGUACUACGAGCUGAUCCGAAAGCCUGUGGACUUCAGGAGGAUCAGGGAGCGUGUGCGCAAUCAUAAGUACAGGAGUGUGGGAGAUCUGGAGAAAGACAUCAUACUGCUGUGUCACAACGCCCAGACCUUCAACCUGGAGGGAUCUCAGAUAUUUGAGGACUCGAUUGUUCUCAAGUCUGUGUUUGAGAGUGCACGACAAAGGAUUGUCAUUGAUGAUGAGGUGAAACAGGACAGCACUGCCAUCCGUGAUGACGGAGGUCGAGACAAUCAGUUGGUUUCAUCAGCAGUGAAAAUGGCAACAAAGCAGGGGAAACAGAGGAUGAAGGAGGAGAGAAGCAGAAAGACGAAGGUCAAGAAGACAGUCUACAGUGAUGUAGACAGCGAUGAGGAUCUGGAGGACAAUACAGCUAAAGAUGAGGGUUGACCUGUAGGACCAACGCUAGUUCAUUUAUCCUCCUUAUCCUCUUUCUUUCUAUCCACUGUGACUGUUUUUGCGUUGCAGCUUAUUAAUUUGCUCACCUUGCAACAGGUUUGUCUCAUCUCAAGUCAAGAAAGCUACUCAAAGGAAUGUACAUAACUAAUAACAAAUUUUUUUUAUGAUGUUGCUCCCUCGGUCUUCAUGUGAAAGCUACUGUGUGUAAUCCUUAAUGCUUUACCAGAGGAUAUCUCUCCACUCUUUUUCCAUUAGUUGUUUAUUUAUUUGAACGUGUUAUUACUGUAUGUGUGAAAUUAGAAUGUAUUUCUGCUGAGACGGAGACCACCCUCAGAGAGUGGUGCCUGUUGAUAACAUCUCUAUGUGUUGUGUACAGGUAUGGGAGAUGUCAGAACAUGGUUGGUCAGCUCUUCAAUAUGACCACUCAAAAUGUGUGGAUUUAAAAUGAAAUUUGAUUCUGUAAUAAAACUCCAAAUAGGGGAAGUGUAUUUGAACAAUAUUGUGUAUUCUGAACGACCUGACAACCAACGUUGACUUCAAACUUAAUAAGCAGUUACAAACAGAUAAAGUUGUAUCACUUCAGGUGUAAGUUCUAUACUUUAUAUUCAUGGGCUUUUUGUAUUAUUUUGCGUCUUUUUGAGUUUGGCUUAGAGUGGCAACUAGCAAGUCCCAGGUGACAAACAAGAAAGAGAAAAAAAGAGAGCUCUCCCAGCAGGAGACAGUAUGGAUUUGUGUUGACGUCUUUUUUUAUUUUUUUCUCUUUUUUUUGGCUAGAAAAAGCAACCCGCUGGGACCCCGAUUCUGGCAUGAAGAAGUUUGUGUACAAGUCGCUACAGUUCUUCUGUACUAAUCCUGCUUUGUGUAAAAAGAAAGGCAGACAUCAGUGUAGCCAGCAGAAACAUAUUCUAUACCCAAGGACUGAUUAUACAGUAUUAAUAUGUUUAUGUUGUUUAAAUUGCAAAUCUGGUUGUACCCAUUCUUAUGCUUAUCACUCUUUUUAUAUGUAGGACAAUGCUGUAGCAAUGCACUUAGCCAUCCACUAUGCUUGUAUAGUCUCAGCCAGGAGAGGCGAGAAAGAAAAAUGAACUGCAUUUGGGCUAUUAUAUGUCACUCUCUCUGAGGAAAGUAUAUGAUGUGAUGUAAAAUGUGUCUGAAUCUCUUGCAUCUUUCUUUAUCAACAUUGAAACAACGUCGAAUGCAUUAUGCAAGGAGUAGAUUUUUGCAUAGUACGGGAUCUAAUCUGAUCUGAUUGCAUUCUGUUUGUUUUGUGAUAUGAAAGUCUGCUUUUUACAACCCACCCUUCCUCUUUCAAUCAGCUCAAUACACAUGCAAUCAAUCAGAAGCAGACUACAACAAAUUCAAUAUUUAUUUGUGAAUCCAUUUCAUUUGAGUAAGUGUUCUUGUUUCAAUAUGCUAAACCAGAUUUUCUUUGCACAACCAGAUUUUCUUUGUACACUACAGAUCUCUGAAUAAGUAAUGGGUUUAGUGCAAA